UAGGGCAUUCCUCCUUCAAGAUUGCUAUGGCUUCCUGUAAAGUCAGAAGAUAUGAGGACUCGGACUAUGAAACUGUGAGGAAUAUUUUUACUGCUGGAAUGACAGAGCUGCAGCCUUCAGUAUUUGUAAAUUUCCUCAAACAACCCACCUGUUUGUUAGGACUCAUGUCUGCAUUUUGUAUCCUGCUACUUAGUUCUAAAUCAUUCCUCCUCCCUGUACUGGGAGUCACCCUUCUAGUGGCAUUGCUUCGGUACUGGACAGUUGGUGCAAGUAAUCGGUAUAUUACAGACAGCCUUAAUUCUGACCUCAUGGACAUUCAGCGGUCCUACAUGAAGAGUGAGAAUUCUUGUUUCUGGGUAGCAGAGCUGGAUGGAUGCUGUGUUGGUAUGGUUGCUUGUCAUCCAGACAGAGAAACAGUGGAGUAUUUGGAGCUGGGCCGUAUGUCGGUACUUGCAGCCUACAGACGCAAGGGAAUUGCCAAAGUUCUAUGCAGGACUGUCAUUGACUUUGCACGACAGAGUGGAUAUAAUACUGUUGUUCUAAAAACUAGUGAGGUGCAGGUAGCGGCGCAUAGGUUGUACGAGAGCGUGGGAUUUAAGAAGGUCAAGGAGACAAGUUUUCCGUUGCCUUCUUCAUUUGUAGAUUCUUUGUUGAAGUUUAAAAUCUACCGCUACAGAUACGACAUUCCAACAGUUGUUGAUGAUAGAUACAAGUGAAUCAAGGCUCCCAUUUUUCCAUGCCUAUUAACAAACGCUUGGAAUAACCCUUACCUUAAUUUUUUUUUCUUUUAUAGUAGAGAAUAUGUAAUUAAAAAAAAUAAUAAAAGGUGCUUUAGCCAUGUCUGUUUCUAAGCUGAAUUAAUAAAUAAAUCACACUA
Molecule: messenger RNA, 877 nt
Organism: Protopterus annectens (West African lungfish)
Lineage: Eukaryota; Metazoa; Chordata; Ceratodontiformes; Protopteridae
Product: probable N-acetyltransferase camello
Exons: 1
Coding region: 27-716 (229 amino acids)
Molecular function (GO): N-acetyltransferase activity
Source: RefSeq, a predicted model, not a curated record